AUGGUCGCCGCACCGCCCUACCACGUUCCCCUGCCCCACCUCACGAAGGAUAGCUGGCGCGACGAGGCUGCCAAGAAGCGCGACCAGCUCGCGUCCCUCAUCCCCGCCGAGUGGCAGCUCUCCCCCGAGGCCCUCGACGCUGCGGGCGACGAUGUGCGCGGCCUCGCUGCAUCGAGCGGCAUCCUGAGCGACCGCGAGCUCGACAUUACUGAGCUGGACGAGGUACAGGAGCUCGCCAGCCGCAUCGCCAAGGGCACCUACACGGCCGUCGAGGUCACGACCGCCUUCUGCAAGCGCGCCGCCAUCGCACAACAGCUCACCAACUGCUUGACCGAGAUCUUCUUUGACGAUGCGCUCGAGCAGGCCAAGAAGCUCGACGACGUCCUCAAGUCGACGGGCAAGCCAGUCGGCCCUCUUCACGGUGUCCCGGUCUCGCUCAAGGACCAGUUCGACAUUGCCGGCAAGGAGCUCACGAUGGGCUACGUCUCGUACCUCGGCCGCAUCUCGAAGCGCGACUCGGCCCUUGUCGCCCUUCUGCGCGACGCAGGCGCCGUCUUCCACGUCCGCACCAACGUUCCGCAGACGCUCAUGAUCGGCGACACGUUCAACCACCUGUUCGGCCGCACGCACAACCCGAUCAACCGCAAGCUCAGCCCGGGCGGCUCGAGCGGCGGCGAGGGUGCGCUCAUCGCCAUGAAGGGCUCGAUUCUCGGCGUCGGUACCGAUAUCGGCGGCUCGGUGCGCAUCCCGUCCGCCUUCUGCGGCCUGCACACGAUUCGUCCAUCGACUCGUCGGGUGCCGUACGGCCUCGCGACCAACAGCAUGCUCGGCCAAGAAGCGAUCCUGUCGGUUCCCGGCCCCAUGGCCCGCUCGCUCGCGUCGUGCACCUACUUCAGCCGCAUCGUGUUCGGCCUCGCCGCCAAGUACGACGCGACGGCCCUUCCCUUCAAGUUUGACGACGCCGCGUUCGAGACGGCCAAGAAGCACGACAAGCUGUCGUUCGGCGUCAUCCGCACCGACCUCGUCGUGACGCCGACGCCGCCCGUCAAGCGCGCGCUCGACCUUGCCGUCCAGAAACUGCGCGACGCCGGGCAUGAAGUGCUCGAGUUCGACUGGUCCGACUUUACCGGCGCGUGGGAGGUCGCCUGCGAGCUUUACGACGCCGACGGUGGCGAGGACUUCCGCCGCACGCUCGCCGCCAUCGACGAGCCGCUGAUCGAGGGCCUCAUCAUCGACCCGAACGGGCUCCGCACGACGUACGAGGUGUGGCAGAUCAACCGCACCAAAGAGGCGCUCCAGCAGGCCUUCCUCGACCGGUGGAUGGCGAGUCAGGCGCAGACGUCGACGGGCCGGCCGUUCGACGGCUUGCUGUGCCCGGCGGCGCCCAUCCCGGCCCCUCGUCCUCUCGGCAACAAGCAUGUCGGCUACACGGCCAUGUUCAACCUCCUCGACGCGCCGUGCACCGUCUUCCCCGUCACCAAGGUCGACCCGGCCGUCGACAAGCCCGACUCGGCGUUCAAGGCCCUCACCGAGGUCGACCAGCAGAUCCACGACGAGUUCGACUCGACCUUGACGGCCGGCCUACCCGUUGCGCUCCAGGUUGUCGGACAGCGUUGGCGCGACGAGGAGGUGCUCGCCGUCGGGCAGAUCGUGGCCGACAUCGUCGGCAGCCAGAAGUGGGAGCAGUGAGAGGGCGAGGGGAGCGAGCGUCGCUCGACGGAGGAGCGCUCGCGCAAGGGUCUGUAUCGAGGGAUCUGGGCGUAGCUCGUCUCUCUCUGUUUGUCUAUUGCGCCUGCAAUCUGGAACGAGUGCGAGCG
Rhodotorula graminis WP1 is the source of this 1817-nucleotide messenger RNA. RefSeq lists its product as uncharacterized. The transcript has 14 exons. The record is from RefSeq and is a predicted model, not a curated record. Bases 1 to 1689 code for a protein of 562 amino acids. NCBI's taxonomy places the organism in Eukaryota, Fungi, Basidiomycota, Microbotryomycetes, Sporidiobolales, Sporidiobolaceae.